Molecule: messenger RNA, 2887 nt
Organism: Propithecus coquereli (Coquerel's sifaka)
Lineage: Eukaryota; Metazoa; Chordata; Mammalia; Primates; Indriidae
Gene: TXNDC5
Product: thioredoxin domain containing 5 (endoplasmic reticulum)
Exons: 10
Coding region: 37-1308 (423 amino acids)
Biological process (GO): protein folding
Cellular component (GO): endoplasmic reticulum
Molecular function (GO): protein disulfide isomerase activity
Source: RefSeq, a predicted model, not a curated record
GGCGGCCGCGGCGAGAGCGCGCCCAGCCCCGCCGCGAUGCCCGCGCGCCCAGGACGCCUCCUCCCGCCGCGGGCCCGGCCGCCGGCCCUGGCCGCGCUGCUGCUGCUGCUGCUGGGCCACGGCGGCGGCGGGCGCUGGGGCGCCGGGGCCGGGGAGGCCGGGGAGGCGGCGGCGGACGGGCAGGACCCGCACGCCAAGCACCUGUACUCGGCCGACAUGUUCACGCACGGGAUCCGGAGCGCCGCGCACUUCGUCAUGUUCUUCGCGCCCUGGUGUGGACACUGCCAGCGGCUGCAGCCGACUUGGAAUGACCUGGGAGACAAGUACAACAGCAUGGAAGACGCCAAGGUCUACGUGGCUAAGGUGGACUGCACGGCCAGCUCGGACGUGUGCUCCGCCCAGGGGGUGCGAGGAUACCCCACCUUAAAGUUUUUCAGGCCUGGCCAAGAAGCUGUGAAGUACCAGGGUCCUCGGGACUUCCAGACGCUGGAAAACUGGAUGCUGCAGACGCUGAAUGAGGAGCCGGCGACACCAGAGCCAGCAGUAGAACCGCCCAGAGCCCCUGAACUCAAGCAGGGGUUGUACGAGCUCUCAGCGGGCAACUUUGAGCGGCAUGUCGCACAAGGCGACCACUUUAUCAAGUUCUUUGCUCCGUGGUGUGGUCACUGCAAAGCUCUGGCUCCGACCUGGGAGCAGCUGGCACUGGGCCUUGAACAUUCCGAAACUGUCAAGAUUGGCAAGGUCGAUUGUACGCAGCACUAUGAGCUCUGCUCGGGAAACCAGGUCCGCGGCUAUCCCACUCUGCUCUGGUUCCGAGACGGGGAGAAGGUCGAUCAGUAUAAAGGAAAGCGGGACUUGGAGUCACUGAGAGAGUACGUGGAGUCGCAGCUGCAGAGAGCGGAGACGGGGGCUCCGGAGACUGCUGCACCCUCAGAGGCCCCGGUGCCGCCCGCCGAGCCCGAGGCGGACAAGGGCACUGUGUUGGCGCUCACUGAAAGUAACUUUGAUGACACUAUUGCAGAAGGAAUAACCUUUGUCAAGUUUUAUGCUCCGUGGUGUGGUCAUUGCAAGAAUUUGGCUCCUACCUGGGAGGAACUUGCUAAAAAGGACUUCCCCGGUUUGGCAGAGGUCAAGAUCGCUGAAGUAGACUGCACGGCUGAACGGAAUACUUGCAGCAAGUACUCGGUACGAGGCUAUCCCACGUUGUUGCUUUUCCGUGGAGGGAAAAAAGUCAGUGAGCACAGUGGAGGGAGAGACCUUGAAUCAUUACACCGCUUUGUCCUGGGCCAGGCCAAGGACGAGCUAUAGAAACCCACUUGAAGUCGCCUCUGCGGCCUGGCCGCACUCACCCAGCGUGCGGGAGUCGAAUCACAUAGACGUCGCCGAGUUUCAGAUGAUGGCUAUUCAGAAAGCUGAACGUACUAAACUUGUGGUAUCUUCUUUGUGUGUGUUUCUUAAACCAACACACCCUACAGAUUCUUUACUAAGUUUCUCUAAGUAAAUGUGUAACUCACGGUCACUGUGUAAACUAAACGUUUUCAGUGGCAAUACAUCCCCUUGAACCUUCUCUGGAUGAAAUUUAAAUGGUUUUCUUUGAGACUAAAAUAGAGUUGAGGAAAAUCAAAUUGCUGGACUAUUUUUGGCUCCUGAGUGAUUUGGGGGAAAGCAUCAUUUAAAGUAUAGUUUUUUUUAACUGCCCAUGAGUUCUGGAAAGGUGGCUUUGUGGCAGUGUUGACGUUUCUCUGAUCUGAAGGUCACAACUGACUUAAUAAUGUGGUAGGUCCGUAGCUUGGAGCAGAUUUAAAAACAAAAACCCACAUCUGGAAGAUACCCUCACAUCCACUACUGGAUUCUCUGUUUUUGUUAACACUUCUCUCAUCGGGAGAGGUUAGCCAUAACGCAAGCAGCGGUACUUCUGACACGUGCCUGAGUAAGACAAUGCUGAUGCCAUAAUUUUACGUGUGUGUUAAUACUUGUCACAUCAGUUACUGUUCAAGGGAUAUUUCCGUUUGUUUCUCACCCGGUGAAAGAUUUCGUUAGUGCGUCGUGUUAACACGAAGCCAGAGUCCAUGUGAACUUUAAAAUUUGAUGUCUUCCAUAGAAAGUGUAGGCACAGAAGGGUCCACGAGGCUCCUGACUAUUCCAUUAACUCAUAGAAAGAUUCUGGUUGUAUUUGCCACCUGGGGGGACAGGACCAGAUGGGCUUCCCUAGGCCUGGGUAUCCAGACACCAGCGAGACCCUGCAGCCCCGAUCCAAAGUAGUCCUUGUAGAGGUUAUAGCUUGUCUGUUCCACCCUUCAAGGAGGUCGACCUUCUAAUGUGUGAAGAGUGGGAUACAUUUGAUGUCAAGACCAAAGACAUGCCAGCAGGACCGCUCCGGCCCUGGUAUGCACGGCCGUGUCAGCCAUUGGUGUGGCGUCCUCUAACUCUGGCCACCCUCGUGAUUAAACACUUUUACUGUCACCCUUGGCAAUAGGCAGUGGUAGGACUGAACUCCUUCAGGGUAUGUGUGUGUCCGCUCUAGCACGGAGUUAGUUCUCAUGGUACCCACUCUGUGUCCAACACCCUUCACUCCCCAUGCCGGGGGGAUGCUGAUUGACACUUGGCCCCCAGCAACGAAUGGCAGGAAUCUUAGAAACAAGACCACUUAGACUGUCGGAGGCAGAAGAUAACAGAGCAGCAGCUCGACCAACCUCUGCCUUAAAGGAAAUCUUUAUUAAUUACAUGUGAUUCACAGAUGUUCUGUUAAAAAAAAAAAUCCAACUUCCUAGAGAAGCACAACCGUCAGGAGUGUUGCUUCAGCUUUGCAUCAUGAGUCUUGUAUUCAGAGAAAGUCAGAGUGGUACAAUUUGUUUACACUAUGAUACUUUCUAAAUAAACUCUUUUU